Molecule: messenger RNA, 2057 nt
Organism: Ceraceosorus guamensis
Lineage: Eukaryota; Fungi; Basidiomycota; Exobasidiomycetes; Ceraceosorales; Ceraceosoraceae
Exons: 1
Coding region: 260-1912 (550 amino acids)
Source: RefSeq, a predicted model, not a curated record
GGGUUAUGGGGAAGAUUAAGAGGAGUCUGAACUCAGGAACGGACUCAGCGCACAGCAUUCAAGAGGUUCUCCGCCGCGUCUCUUGCAUUCGAGUCGGAAGUCACAGUCGAGUGUGGAUUCAAGCGUGCAUCUAGCGGAGACCACAGCAACGAACAAGGCCGCUCGCACGUCUUUCGCCACCAAUCCAUAUCGUGCCUUUGGCUUUGGGAAACAAGCGCGGCCGAGCAGCGAAUCGGGAUGAAGCUUUCGUGUGGUAGCAAUGCCUGCUCUUCACUGCGAAACCUCUGACCGCAAGGCGCAAAGGCAGGUGGCGGGAGCAUCGACUCAGAGUGCUGCACAUGUUCAAGGCAGACUACCUUCAGCUACCUCUUCUCUGCGCGUGCAGCUCCCUUCGACACCAAGCGAUCAUCAAGAUCGACGAGCUUCGAGCUCAUCAUCGACGCUCCUCGCUGCGCAGCAAUCACAACCUGAAUACGAUCAGGGCCAGUCGGACGCGGCAGUGCUUACCUCCUCCAUCCUUGCAGCUCAAGUAGAAGCGCGUUCCCAGCUCUACACGCACGAGAAGCUGGUUGAUGGAGUCUCUUCAGACAUCCUACGACAAAUGCUCACCGUCGGACGUCGUUUCGUCCCACCAGACGAUCAGAGCGACUCCACGCAUGAAGAAGCUCCGGAAGGCAAUUUUGGAAAGAUUAUCCGUUCCCUGUUCUUGGCGGUCUUGGAAGAGAGGCACGCCUUGGCACUCUGCGCUUAUCCAGCUUGCAGAUCCACACCGUGUCGUCCACGCCGCCCAGCUGACAAGUAUGGCUCUUCGUCCCGCUCUCCAUCGUCGUACCGCAUCAACCGGCACACGCACUCCAUCGAGCCCGAAACGAGGCUCGAAGUGGGAGGAGCGUGGACCUUUUGCUCGGAUGCUUGUUGGGCGAGAGCUACGUGGAUCAGGCGCUGGAUACUCGGCGAUGAUGGGCACGAUCAGCCUUCCGGUCAGCCAUCCAACUUGCUGCUCGGCGGCAAUGCGAGCGGUGGCAGGUGGGAAGUCUGUGAUGAUACCCAGCAAAGUAUAGAGUUGCUCGAGGAUCUGGAAGCAAGAGGCGAAGUGCAAUUGCCCGCGGGCCAGUCUAGCACUGUGCCCAUACAACAACAAGAGAACAAUCUGUCAGAAUCGCCCUCAACCAGAGAGGCACGAGAAGCGGAUAGACUCGUGCGCAGCAAUACGGCUCGCAAUGCAAGUGCCAAUGCGCUCGCAUCUCGAGCAACAGCCACUCCACUUCCUCCGCGCUCUGACAGACCGCGUAAUCCAAAAUUGCCGAGAGGGAUGUCUACCGUGCGAAGAACACCACCAAGGGGCCGUGCAGGCAUUGCAACAGCUUCAGAGAUGACAGCAACAGGCGCGUCGACCGCUGCUGGAAGCAGCAAAGGCGAAGAUGCGGGAAGCGCCCUGCCGCAAACCUCUCAGAGUGUUCGAGAUGUACGCUCGCCGACCACACGAAUCUCGCGAGGUCCCAAUUUCGAGAGACCCGAAUCCACACUGCUGCUCGUCAGCCGCAAUGAACCCAAGGACGUCUCUUCCAUAUUUGGCGAUCUUCGCAUUGUAGAGCGUGGAAGGGAUCCACAAGAAGCUACGGUCGGAUUGUCCCAGCACCUAGCAAUUUCCGACGGGGAGGGUAAGCGUGGAGCGGGUGACGAAGCUCAAGAGCCUUUGCAGGGCGCAAUGCGUCCUCCCAGUGUACGAGCGCAGGAGGAGGAGGAGGAGGAGGAGGAGGAGGAAGAGGAGCUGGAGAAGAUGUUGGCCAGCCAAAGAGCGGAGGAAGAACGAGGCGCUUUGAGCGGGCAUACCAGCGAGGAUCUGUGGGACUUCGCAAAGCUGGCUCGCAAACAGAUGAAUGAGGAACCGAAAAGGGAAGACGUUCCGUAGACAAGUGCGCAAGAGACACUGCACAAUAGAAUUGUGGAUGCAUCAGUUGCUUGCGUGAGAGUGUGCGCAAAGUGCAGCCUCGAUGAGCUACGGUCAUCACAUUUACAAAAGAGGGACCCUACACAGAAUCGAUGUCUCAGGCGUG